Molecule: messenger RNA, 645 nt
Organism: Aspergillus nomiae NRRL 13137
Lineage: Eukaryota; Fungi; Ascomycota; Eurotiomycetes; Eurotiales; Aspergillaceae
Product: MYB DNA-binding domain protein
Exons: 2
Coding region: 1-645 (214 amino acids)
Source: RefSeq, a predicted model, not a curated record
AUGAUUGCGUUACAAAACCAAGCUAUCCUGCCUCCCGCCAAAGUGGAUAUCUCACUGCUGUUGAAGCCCCAAGAUGAGGAGGCCGCCACACCGGUGACCACUACGUCCACCUUUCCACCAAACCCAAUCCCUCCGGCUCCAAUGGCUCCGGCAAUUCCUGUUGUUGCCUCGGCAUCGGUGCCUUCUAUACCUCUCACAAAAGGCCCCUCAUCGCUUCCUGCUAAGCGUCUUCAACCCGCUCAUACAGCAGAAUCCCCGGCGAAAAAGCAGUCAAAGUGGUCUCCUGAAGAGGACGCUUUGAUCAUCGAGUUACGUGGGAGUGGCAUGAAGUGGGAGGACAUUAGCAAACGACUUCCUGGACGAAGUGCUAUUAGUUGCCGCCUUCAUUAUCAGAACUAUCUAGAGCGCCGAAGUGAGUGGGAUGAAGACAAGAAGAAUAAACUCGCAAGAUUAUACGAAAGGCAAGUUAUUCAAAGCAGAUAUGUGGUCCAAAGUAGCGGAAGAGAUGGCAAUCCCGUGGCGAGCUGCAGAAGCUAUGCACUGGCAGCUAGGAGAGCAAGAAAUGGCGCGCCGAGCUGGCGUAGUACCCUUUUCGUUAUCAAGUUCAGCUAUAGACCCGCCAACACCUCGGGCACGAAGAACUAG